AUGGACCCGACCUCGAAGAGGCGGCCCCGGCGCGUAAACCCUCAGCUCGUGCUGCUGAAGGUGUCACUGUUCCUGAUCUUCGGUGCGUUCUCUUCACUUACCCCGUACCUGACGAUCCACAUGCAAAGCAUCGGCCUGACGGUGGAGGAGAUCGCCACCGUCUAUCUGACGCUGCUGUUCACCUCCUGCCUGAGUCCACCACUAACCGGAUUUCUGAUCGACCGCUUCGGACGCUACAAACCGGUGCUUCUGUCAGCCAUCGUACUCAACGCAAUAUCUCACCACUGUCUUCACCUGAUCCCACCGAGACUGGCUGGCGCCACGGACCACCACUUCACCGUGCGCCUAUCACCGGACGGAGCGUUCUUGAUGGCAGAGGGAACAACGCACUGCCCGGGACCGAGUUGGCCACUCAACCAGGGCUGCCAGCUGUUAAAUGGAACGUCGCACCGACUGCUACUGAACGGAACGGCAUACUGCGGCACUUACGCCAUUUCCGAGUGCACUAGGCAAACGCUAGACCUGAACGCGACCGUCACAGUCCACGACCGGGAGCCAAUCCACGGAACCGGAGAGUACGAUCGGACCUUCUGGACCUAUCUGUCGGUGCGCUUCGUAGCAUCGCUAAUGCUCGCCUCGAUGAUCACCGUGACCGAUCCGAUCGCGCUGGACAUGAUCGAGCAGCACGGCGGUGACUUUGGGCGCCAGAAGCUCUACUCCAGCGUGGGCAUGGCCAUCUUUACGCCCCUCACAGGUCUGCUGAUCGAUCUGAACUCGCGCGGCACCGACACCGCGUACGGGCCGGCCUUCUACACGAACGAUGCACUGCUCCUGGGUUCGCUCAUCACCGUCGCCCUGCUGCCGAUCGGGGCGAAGAAACCGUCCGCCAACAUCGUCGGCAACAUGGGCCGCAUCCUGCGCCAUCCGCACGUGUUGGCUUUUCUGGUGUUCCUGUUUCUGCUCGGCAACUUCUGGGGCUUCAUCGAGAGCUACCUGUUCGUGAUCAUGCGCUCGAUGGGAUCGCCAAACUAUCUUCUCGGGCUGACCUACACCGUCGGCACGGUCACCAGCAUCCCGAUGAUGUACCUGCUAAGCUCCAUCACCGGGUGGGUCGGGCACGUCAACUUGCUGGUGCUAGCGUUCUUUGCGCACGGCCUGCGUAUCCUCGGUUACUCAUGGAUCGACAACCCGUUCUGGUGCUUUCCGAUCGAGCUGAACGAGGCUAUCUCGUGCUACUUCAUGUGGGUCGUAGCCACCACGUAUUGUGCGGUGCUGGCUCCUAGCACUCUGGUGGCGACCCUCAUCGGAGUAGCCGGUAUGGUGCACUUUUGCCUCGGCAAGGGAAUCGGUGCGUUCGUCGGUGGGUUUCUGAUUGCGCGCGUUGGCCUCCGGAUGGCGUUCCGGUACGUGGGCUACACGGCCGUUGGCUGUGGUGUCACGUAUAAGCUGGUGCACUUACUGUGGCUACACCGUUACGACGAGCAGCAGUCGCAGGAUCAAGUGGUCACUGAGCUGGUCCGGAAGCGAAGCGCAUCGAUCGUGCCCAAAGGCGAUCCGUUCGGAAGUGCGCUCUUGCAGGCCAAAGUACCGCUGGAUGGGAAAGGAUAA
Messenger RNA from Anopheles bellator, 1608 nucleotides. RefSeq names its product major facilitator superfamily domain-containing protein 6-like. Lineage: Eukaryota; Metazoa; Arthropoda; Insecta; Diptera; Culicidae. The record is from RefSeq and is a predicted model, not a curated record. Bases 1 to 1608 code for a protein of 535 amino acids. Gene Ontology annotation, cellular component: membrane. The transcript has 2 exons.